Molecule: messenger RNA, 3553 nt
Organism: Anopheles nili
Lineage: Eukaryota; Metazoa; Arthropoda; Insecta; Diptera; Culicidae
Exons: 5
Coding region: 137-2275 (712 amino acids)
Biological process (GO): hemocyte migration
Source: RefSeq, a predicted model, not a curated record
AGUGUACAAAAAAGUAGAGUUGCUCCCGUUUUUCGGUCAAACCGACGAGUUUGCCUUCGGAGCCGGUGUUAGUGGCAGUGUUCUAGUGCGAUCUUCGUGUGUGUCCCGCGUGCGUUCGGUGGUGAGCUGGUUAAUCAUGAAAUCAUCCAUGGCCAUUACGAAAAGCGCGGCAUUUCGUUUCAUGCUGCUCCUGCAUUUAUUUUUGAAAGUGAAAAUGUGUGUCGGCUUCGUCGAUGCGGCCGCUCUGAGCCACGCCGGUGACAGUGACAUUAAUUAUGACGACAGCGACGAAUGGCUGGGGGCAAUGGGGAAAGGCCACGGGGAGCAUGUUGGUAGUAGAGUGGAAGCGAAACGAGCCAGUGGCGACGAUUUACUUACCUGGGAUGCACCGCCGGCGUCAUCCAACGGCUUUCUGGCCUGGCGGAAUGACCGGGCCAGACUGCCUCACGUCAGGCACGAGAGGCACUAUGUAAGGCAUCGGCCCCACGAGGUAGAUCUACAGGACGUGGUCAUGGAACCAGGAUCGUUUCAAGCUCACACGGUCACCACAUCCACCGUGACUGGGUCGGAACGACAGGAAAAAUCUCGCCAUUCGCAACAUCACGCGAAGCACCAUCACCAUAAGCAUCAUCGAAAGCCUGUCCUUGGGUCACCCAGAGGAGAAGAAUUGAGUUUACUUACUACCAAGCAUGGUUCUACGGUGAGGUGGAUUUCGCAAUCAGACGAACGAAGAGAUCUUUUCGAUCCGGCAAGCUCGAGAGAUGCCUCAGAUGCCGUGAGUGAAGCGCGUGAAGCACAAGAUCGUCAAGUGAUACUAAACAGGAAACGUUCGGCAUCCUCCUUCCACUCGGUGGCAUCGAAUUCGCUCACAGAAACGGGAUCCAAUAGCAGGGGCCCGUCCGUCGGAGGACGCGUCCUGAAAGCGACGCAAAAGUCCGUAAAUCCUCAGAGCAAAUACUACUUCGAGGAGUUGUUGAACAACUAUAAAAAGAAAUCCCCACUCUACAAGGAACAUCAGCCGAGAAGCCCCCAAACGAAGGCCCUCGUGCUUGGAACCCAGAAGAACCAUCGAAGUUCAUCCGAAGGCGCGAAAAGCGUUUCAAAAUCGAAAACUCCCCCCAACGACAGUGGUGACCUCGAUUAUCUCUACGACGAUGAAUCCGAUGGGAGCGUACAAAACGAUGCUCCGUCUGGCGGCUCAGUGUCUACGAGCACAAGGGCUCCGACGACCAGUACCACGACUACGACGACCACGACCACUCCACGGAGCUUGCUAUCCUUCGCCGAUUCAGACGAAUCGAGUGGGAGCGGUACGAGUGACGGCCGGUCUGAUGGCGAUACGGACUACAGCAAGCAAAUCCAGACAGCGUACGCUAUGCCGAAAUAUCCUCGCAAGAGUGGUAACAAUCGGUACAGCAGUAGCAGCAGCAUCGCAAGGCUUGCACCUGCCAGCUCCAGUGAUCAGCAGUAUAGACCACCCGCUGGCCGCAGUGAUAGAACCGAUCCGGCUAAACAAGUGAACCUUCCGAGACAGUACGAGACACUCACAGAAUUCAAGCAAGCAAAUUUUGGAUCGAAAGAUGCAGUCGAACGAUCGUACACCGCGUACAGCAACCCCAUAUACGCCAAAAAGCAGGCGGAUAUCCACAUGAACCGCAUAAUUAAAGAGGGCUGGUGCAAGAUUCCUAAACCGAAGCUGGUACCCGCUUCAAUGGAUCGGACGAAGGUGUUCAAGCCACAUCGUACCAUUCUGCAUCGCUGUGAAGAUGAUACGGGUUGUUGCAUGCCGCCGAAAACAUGCGUCCCGAAGUCCACGAGCGUUGUCCAGCUGUACUUCUAUGUAAGUUGUGUGAGUAGCGUCAGAUCUAGACGACCCACUAAGGACGAGGUGGUCCUGCUGAGCUUCACCAAUCACACCGAGUGUCAUUGCGCGGAUCAGCAACACCAUAGGUCCCUGUUCCAGGAUCCCGUGGAACAGAGUUCUGAGGGAAGCAAAGAUGAUGGCGACACAGCCACCACCAACAGCUGCCAUUGUCCACGGCACUUUAAAUCCGUCAGCAUUGAAGAUUCGCAGUGCUAUUGCGAUUGUGUAUCUACCGAUCAAGAGUGCAUUCGCUUCAAGCAGGGUUUCGAGAGCUUUUCCAUGGAAACGCGAAAAUGCAUUCGGAGUAAAAAGUGCACCGUUCCCUACUGCGAGUACGGAAUGUUCAACCUACACGAGGGUAGGUGCCCCAAGAAGUCCGAUCGGAUAAACGAACAUUUUCGGUUCCGGUGAAGAGGAUUUUGGAAAUCCAUCCGCGGGAGCUCUCAUGCGGGAUCCGCGAGUAGCAGCUGAACAGGAAGGAUCAGCAACGUUACCAUACACGUCUGAGGUACACUUCGCAUCCGUGCAACUGAGGUACGGGCUAUGAAUGUGUUUGUGUGUGUGUUUUUCUUCUUAUCAACGAAGGUUCCAUUUUGCAUCUUCCGCGGGCCAAUUGUGGUCAGUGAGUAGUUCUACCUGGGUUGCGAAAUUUGACAUUCAUCACAAUUAAUCGAUGAAGUGCGCGUCUUAAUGGAGCAUACUUUCUUAGAAUACGAAUGCCGCUUGAAGGGCUUCGCGCACGUGUCUGGUAAGGCUAUGUGCUCUUUAUACAGGUGUAUUAAUCGUGUAUUUAUGCCAGCAAGUAGAAUCCACUACAUUUACCACCCAGCUGCUGUUUAGAAAACAUCACAACUUAGUCUUAGUUGCGCACACAAUUUCCAGCACACAAACGUCCCAUCCCUGUGUUGUGGGCCGAUGUAAUUCGGCCCUCUCGACCAUCCAGAGAAGAACAGUAAUCGACAAUCUGGGAAGCAUUUGCAGCAUUCGGAAGCUCCCAUUCAUUGUACGGUAGCUAAGCAAGGUUACGAACGAUUUAGCAGUUAAAUAGAGGAAUUAUAUUUGCUCGCGGUUAUGUAGUUGAGUUUAGCGUGGCCCGUGCUUUAAUCGAGUAUAUUUGUACAUAGCGAGGUGCCAUCAGUAGAAAGGACAUAGCCUUGCUUUCACCAAACCUUUCCUAUCCUACUCGGGGUGCGUUAAUGUUCGUCUCUUACGGCCAAUCCCCGGGUGUUGUUAAAUGAACAUUUUCCCUUCCGUAUCUGCCAACCAUCGAGCUUAUUCCAAUGCCCUCCGCACUGCUAUGUUAAGCUCAAAGGGAUCCGAUUUAUUUACAGCAGCCAACGGAGAACCGCGCGAGUUUAAUUGAAGUGAGUGUUAAGCAUAGAUGGCUACUUAGAACAAAUGCACCGCAAACGAGCGAAACAACGGUGGAGCCAAUCAAAGCCUAGCCUUAAGUUUGUCGCUUAAAUUAAACGUUAAGGAUAGAUGCUAGUCACUUAAGAUUGAUAGUAUUACUACUCUAGACUCUACCACUAUAUAGAGUAAGUCCGGCGCAUUCUUUGUUCGAGCGAACAGAGAAGAGGCCGCUGUAGCAGCAGCAGCAGCAUCAAGCUCAUUAUUCAUUCGCACACACUCCGCUGAAGAAAAAAGAAGCUUGUACCAUUCACCUUUCGUAUGCUAGGUCUAUUCACG